CCCUCCGUGUCCAAAAUAACCCCCCACUUUGUGUCCCCCCGUGGCAGGACCCCACGCCCAGCCCGGGGCUGAGCCCCCGCCCCGGCGCCGCCAUGGUGCUCCCCUACGCCCGCAACAGCGGCGGCGCCGGCGGCUGGGGGGCCCCCGAGGAGCCCCGUGGCCGCAGCAACUCCAUCCCUGCAGCGCAGACCCCCACGGCCAAGCACAUGCUGGCUUACCUGCCCCGGCCGCCCACCGACACCAGCCGGUACGGCACCUUCCCCCAGAAGGUAUGGCUCGCGCCGGGUUGUCGUCAGAGGCGAUUUCUCACCGACGGGCUCCUUUCCCCCCCCCAGCCCGACGUCCCGGCCGCUCCCGGGGCUCUGGUGGAGGACGGCGGGCAGCAAGCUGCCGCCACUGCCGCCACUGCCACUGCCAAGAGAAGCGCCCCGAUGCCAAACUACCCGUCCGCACCCCGCCGUGGCGGCUUCGUCCCCAGUGAGGCGUCCCUGCCGCUGAGCCGCGGGAGCCUGGCUGCCCAGCACCUCCGUGGCCGCCCGUCCUGGUGCCCGCCACCCGCCCCGCAGGACCCAGGUGCCCGCUUGUACCCGCUGCACGCGCUGAGCGUGGCCAACAUCCCCAACUCGUCACGCGGCAAGACCUCCGCCCGCAGCUCCACCGUCCCCGCCCCGGAGGGGCUGCCGAGCCGGCGGUGCAAGCUGCUGGAGGAGGACAACCCCAUGGUCCAGAGCGGCAAGCGGCAGCGGCAGCGCUACGUGACAAAGGUGGGCAAGUGCCAGGUGAACUUGGGCAACAUCCAGGACAAGAAGAGGUUCCUCUCGGACAUCUUCACCACCAUUGUGGACCUCAAGUACCGCUGGUUCCUCUUUGUCUUCAUGAUGUGCUACAUCGUCACCUGGGUGGUCUUUGGCUUCAUCUACUUCUUCGACGCCUGGGUGCGGGGUGAUGUUGGGCACCAGGGCGAUCCUGAGUGGCAGGCGUGCAUCGAGAACGUGGACGGCUUCAUCUCUGCCUUGCUCCUCUCAGUGGAAAGCCAGCGGACCAUCGGCUACGGCACCCGGAUGGUGACAGCCAACUGCACCGAGGGUGUCAUUCUGCUGAUGGCUCAAUCCAUCGUGGGCUCCAUGAUCGAUGCCAUGAUGGUGGGCUGCAUGUUUGUCAAGAUCUCCCGGCCCAAGAAGCGCGCCCAGACCCUCAUCUUCAGCAAAAAUUGCGUUAUCUCCCGCCGUGACGAGAAGCUCUGCCUGAUGUUCCGCGUGGGGGACUUGCGGGAAAGCCACAUGGUGGAUGCCAAGAUCCGGGCAAAGUUGAUCAAGUCCCGGCAGACAGCCGAGGGGGAGUUCAUUCCCCUGGAGCAGUCAGAGCUGAACCUGGGCUACGACACAGGGGAGGACCGUCUGUUUCUGGUGGAGCCCCAGAUCAUCUGCCAUGUUAUCAACCGCCACAGCCCCUUCUGGGACAUGUCGGCCGAGUCGCUGCGCCGGGAGCAGUUCGAAAUCAUCAUCAUCCUCGAGGGCAUUGUGGAAGCCACAGGAAUGACGUGCCAAGCCCGCACCUCCUACACGGAGGAUGAGAUCCUCUGGGGAUACCGCUUCGAGCCCUGCAUGUCCCUGGAGAAAGGCGCCUUCCAUGUGGACUACAGCCGCUUCGAGAUGACCUUCGAGGUGCAAACGCCGGUGGCCAGCGCCAAGGAGCUGCACGAGCUGAAGGAGCUGGAGCAGCAGGAGCACUCCACGCUCAGCCUCUACUGGGACCACCUCGUGCACCCCUGCGCGCUGCCGGGGCCCGGCGAGGACGCGCUGGGGGGGAUGAGCGGCCCCGGCAGCGUGGCUGAGGGCACCCGGGACGAGCCUCCGGAGCAGGAGUUCCCUGCCUGAGCCCCCGCCCGGGGGGGCCCCACGCCGACAGUGCCAUAGCCCACCCUCCCCGCGGGGCCGAGCCCCCCCCUCGCCCCCGCGCACAGGGCGGCACUUUUGUUAAACUGUUCUUUUGUA
Pipra filicauda (Wire-tailed manakin) is the source of this 1994-nucleotide messenger RNA. Its product is annotated as G protein-activated inward rectifier potassium channel 4-like. The record is from RefSeq and is a predicted model, not a curated record. The coding region runs from base 93 to 1877 and encodes 594 amino acids. Gene Ontology annotation, biological process: potassium ion import across plasma membrane; regulation of monoatomic ion transmembrane transport. Gene Ontology annotation, cellular component: plasma membrane. Lineage: Eukaryota; Metazoa; Chordata; Aves; Passeriformes; Pipridae. The transcript is spliced from 3 exons. Gene Ontology annotation, molecular function: inward rectifier potassium channel activity.